AUGGCAACCGGCGAACAAAACCUCUCUGUCCUCCUCGCAACAAUGGAGCCCACCCUAGACUCCAAAACCUACGUCUUCAUCACCACAACCCAAGCCCUGCACUCCCUUCCAUUAGCCACUCUACAACCAACCCUGAUCGCCCACGAAGCCGAGGGCACAACUAUCGUGACGACUGAAGACCUUGCCGCAUCACACGGUCUUGAGGGUGUCUUCCCUUGCAAGAAGAUCUCGCUGACGGUGCAUUCGAGCCUGGAGGCUGUGGGGUUGAUUGCGGCUAUCACGAAUCGGCUUAAGGAUCACCAGAUUAGCACUAACGUGGUUAGUGGGUAUUAUCAUGAUCAUAUUUAUGUACCUGCUGAGCGAGCGGAGGAUGCAAUGCGGGUUUUGGAGGAAUUGAUUGAGGAGGCGAAGAAAUAG
Messenger RNA from Penicillium cataractarum, 417 nucleotides. Its product is annotated as ACT domain-containing protein. The coding region runs from base 1 to 417 and encodes 138 amino acids. The transcript has a single exon. NCBI's taxonomy places the organism in Eukaryota, Fungi, Ascomycota, Eurotiomycetes, Eurotiales, Aspergillaceae. The record is from RefSeq and is a predicted model, not a curated record.